AUGCCGACACUCGUGCGAACCAACUCAUACGCCGAUCCGGAUUUCACCUUGAGAAAGCAGUUUGGCAAAGCCUCAUUCAGGCCCUACCAGCGUGAGAUCAUCCAGGCAGCUCUCGACCAUCAUGAUGUAUUUGUGCAAGCUGCAACCUCGUUUGGCAAGAGCCUCUGUUUUCAGCUUCCGGCCGUCAUUAACAAUGGCAUCACCAUUGUCAUCUCACCCCUCCUGAGCUUGAUGAUGAACCAAGUCGAGGCUCUCCGGUCCGCCAAUGUCGAUGCGCGGACACUCAACAGCAAUACAUCCCAAGAAGAGAGAGACCGUAUAUACCAGGACCUAGCAUCCGGCCACCCACGCACGCGGUUGCUCUAUGUGACACCAGAGCUCUGCUCCGGUGACUUCUUCCGCAAGCGCCUCAAGAUCGUAUACCAACACAAGGAGCUUGCCCGGAUUGCCAUUGACGAGGCGCACUGCAUCUCGGAAUGGGGACAUGAUUUCCGCAAGGACUUCAAGCGCCUGUCUUGGUUCCGCGAGACUUUUCCUGACGUACCGAUCAUGUGCCUAACAGCCACGGCCAAUGACCAAGUCCGUAGGGAUGUACUUUCGACAUUAGGCCUGGACAAGACACCGGAAAGGGUUAAGAGCUUCACCAUGACCGCGUACCGACCCAACCUGCACCUCGAGAUUCGAUUUACUAGCGACGAGGCCAAUGAUCGCUUCGACAACUUUUGCGCCUGGAUGAAGGGCGUCUACGAGAGGCGAGGUUCAGAGGAGAGAAGAUUGGAGAUCGACGCUCUGGGGCAGCGUGUGGAAAAUGUCAGCGGCAUCAUCUACACCACGUCUCGGGACGAGUGCGAGGCCAUAGCGGUCGCACUACGGCAAGAGGGCAUAGGCGCCCGUCCUUUCCACGCCAAGCUGUCAAAGGACACCAAAGAGGAGACGCUCAACAAGUGGAUCAACAACGACCCUGGAUACGACAUCAUUGUCGCUACCACCGCGUUCGGGAUGGGCAUCGACAAGGACAACGUGCGAUUUGUCUGCCACUGGCGCCUGCCAAAGUCCUUCGAGGGCUAUUACCAGGAAGCGGGAAGGGCGGGGCGUGACGGCAAGGCGAGCUACUGCUUUCUAUACUACAGCCGCGAGGACAGCAACCGUGUCUUCAACCUGACCAUGAGGGACUCCAAGGAGGGAUCGAACAGGGACGCGCGGAUCAAGAGCUUGCAGCAGCUCAUCGCCUACUGCGAGGACACCACAGGGUGUCGCCACGCCGCCAUCUGCCGCUACUUUGGAGAGACCGCAGUCCCGGUUUGUGAUUAUGCCUGCGAUUGGCACAAGGACUCGUCGGAUCUGAAGCGAAGGAUGAAGACGGGCCUGGCCAGCGAGGAGUGGGUGAGCACCCAGCAGCAGGAGGGAGCUUUCGAUGGUGUCAACUGGUACGACUAG
Messenger RNA from Thyridium curvatum, 1437 nucleotides. RefSeq lists its product as uncharacterized. The transcript is spliced from 4 exons. Gene Ontology annotation, molecular function: ATP binding; four-way junction helicase activity; 3'-5' DNA helicase activity. NCBI's taxonomy places the organism in Eukaryota, Fungi, Ascomycota, Sordariomycetes, Thyridiales, Thyridiaceae. Gene Ontology annotation, biological process: double-strand break repair via homologous recombination. The coding region runs from base 1 to 1437 and encodes 478 amino acids. The record is from RefSeq and is a predicted model, not a curated record. Gene Ontology annotation, cellular component: chromosome; cytoplasm.